Molecule: messenger RNA, 384 nt
Organism: Puccinia triticina
Lineage: Eukaryota; Fungi; Basidiomycota; Pucciniomycetes; Pucciniales; Pucciniaceae
Exons: 4
Coding region: 1-384 (127 amino acids)
Biological process (GO): nucleotide-excision repair; DNA replication; double-strand break repair via homologous recombination
Cellular component (GO): chromosome, telomeric region; DNA replication factor A complex; site of double-strand break
Source: RefSeq, a predicted model, not a curated record
AUGGCAACAUACAGAUCACACGGUGAAAAUGGCAUAGAGUCCGGUUGUGGGGCCGGUGUUGCUCAAGCUACUCAGAACAAGAAUGGUACGGCUACGCCUGGCGGAACACCUUGGGUUGAACAAUCUCUCCUGCCAGUAGCAGUGAAACAAUUGCUGGAUGCUAAUGCCUCCAAAAAUGAACCAUCAAUCUCAAUCCAAGAUAUUGAUGUGAACAAUGUUUCUUUUAAUGGUGUGGUCCGGGAUAUUGUGAGGAACCCAACCCAUAUUCUACUACAAGUCAAAGAUGGCACAGGCACAAUUGAGGUUGCAGCAGUAGAGUUGGACAUUGGCACAUUGGCCUACCCGGUCCACCAUGAAAAUAUUGCCCAGCCCAAGAACCCCUAG